Molecule: messenger RNA, 6747 nt
Organism: Engraulis encrasicolus (European anchovy)
Lineage: Eukaryota; Metazoa; Chordata; Actinopteri; Clupeiformes; Engraulidae
Product: interferon-induced very large GTPase 1-like
Exons: 8
Coding region: 1-5661 (1886 amino acids)
Molecular function (GO): zinc ion binding; GTP binding; protein binding
Source: RefSeq, a predicted model, not a curated record
AUGAGUCAAUGGACCUACCGCUUGAUUUCAGAUGGGAACAGGGAGAUGCCAGCUGUGAAGUCCUGUGUGACCUGUGGAGAUUCCUACUGCAGGACCUGCAUCACUCCUCACUACACUGAUCCAGAUCUGGAGAGACAUCAGCUGCAGGACCUACAGCAACAGGAGCAACAGGCUCUCUGCACUGAGCACAGACGAGAGCUGGAGUUCUUCUGCAGGACCGACCAAACAGCAAUCUGCUCACGAUGUUUACUCCACAGACAUAAAGGACACGAUGCCAUUGAGCAGGUACCGAAGAGCAGCAUCGUAACAAAAGGAGGUGUUCCUCCUCCUGACCAACUCCAGUUCGCCAAAGUGUCUCCAGUGUCAGUGACGUUACGAUGGUCUCCACCUGAAGGCGUUCCUGGUCCACACAGGUACAACAUUAUCCGGAGACGAGGCCAGGACCAUUGCAGCCUUAGAACAUCAAACUCUGAGGUGGAGGUGACUGGUCUUCAUCCAGGACAGAAGUACCACUUUAGUGUGGCCACCCUGAGCCAAGAUGGCCAGCAGAGCACACCUAUAGAGAGAUUCAUACACACAGAGCUUCCACCACCAGAUAAUCUGACUGUAGCAGCAGACUUAUCAGGAGUUACUGUGAAGUGGACCAAACCAGAGGGAGUAGACCAGGUGUCUUACCUGCUGGAGCUGUUCAGGGAGGACCAGGAGGAACCACUGAAGAUUCCAGUCCCAGAACACCUUUCUGUGAACUUCAUCACUGCAUCAACUGCUAGAAUUGUCUGGCAGGUGCCUACUGAGAUGCAGAAGACUGCACACGGCUUCCUGGUCUCUUACCGGAGUCGAGGGACUGCGCCAAAGUUCAUGUCUACUGAGUCCUGCAGCACUGACAUCACACUCCUGCAACCAGGAACUGACUACACUGUUAGAGUCUACACUGAGCUCCAACAUGGAGGAAAGAGCCAGCCUGCUUCUACUGACAUGAGUACAGGAAUCACCCUCUCUGAGCUGCUGUCUGAAUUGGGCCUAGAGGAUCAGCAGGGAGGAAAGCUCACUCUCAGCUCAGUCCUGGAGAUCAACAGUUACACACUGUCUGAUACACCACCACAAGGUCUACACCAGCUGCCAUUGACUUUCUUAAAGAAACUCAUAAUGUCCAAUUUAAAGGCAAGAAACACCCAGUGUUCACAAAACCAAGCAAUGCAUAGUUGUGAUUUUAGAGAGGAUAAUGUUGACAGUGACGCUAUGAAUCCUUUAGAUGUGAUCACUGCCCUUUUCCACUGCGCAGAUCCUUUCCUCCAGCAGGAAAUGGUCUCCAAAAUGUCUGUGUGUCAGUUUGCUGUUCCUUUACUACUGCCAAACUGUGACACAAAGAAGAGUACACUGAUGCUGUGGGCCAUGAGAGAUAUAGUUAAAAACUACAAACCUCAUUCAGGUGAAGGGGCAUUUGUAGAAGGCAGGAUAGUUGAACUGGAAAUCCCCAUGGUGUCUUUUGUUAGGGUAGGAAAGAGCAGCUUGCCUAAAUCUCAAACUCUGAACAGAUUGCUCAGCAAUUCUUCUCAACACAGUGAAGCAUUCAUCCAUCAUGACAUGCCAUGUGGUGAUGUGCCCAGGAAGAUAUCAAAUGGAUUGGUUGAAGUCAGCUGGUAUCUGCCCUCUGGGAAUAAAAACAUUGACAUAUUCACACAGCCAGUGAACAUAGCUAACCUGAGAGGAGACAGCAAGUCGUUUGAAACUCAGGUGUCAUUCCUGUGUCAGACCUCAGCAGCUGUUUUCAUCUUCAGUGAUGAUCUGGAGGGUGACGACCUGAGUGCAUUCACCAACACAGAGAAAAAAGCAGAGCUGUUCCUGGUCACCAGCUCUCAGAGGGAGGAUAUUGUGGAUAAACUCAAGGAGACUUGCAGACAACACAAUGUCAAAGAGGAACAUGUGAUCGUCAGAAAAAAGCGAAAUGAGUCUGAAUUUGUCGAAAUCUUGCGACUUCUUGUAAAGGACUUUGUUGAAAGUAAUUUUGUGAAAACCAACAUGUUAAACUUGCCCUAUACAGCUCAACAGAUUUUAGUAGAUGAGAACUCCAGUGAAUGCAGGAAUGCCAGACAAAAUGCUGAAGGAAUCAGUGCAAUGGUGAAGAAUGUUGUGGAGUUUAAGGAGGAGCAGCUGCCUUUGCAUGGAGCCAUCUGGAAGGAAAUCAGCUGGUUGGAGAAAGAGAGAUGCGUAAUGAGGAAGGCCAAUAGAGAGCAAGAAUUAGAAGAUUACAGGAGUUCACUCAAUACAAAAGAAUUGGAACUGAGAGAAAAACAGCACCAGAGAGCUUUAUCAGAAGUAAUGGCUAAGUUUAUUACUGGAAUCUCACAACCAAGAAAAGAGCGCCUGUAUUUCCUGACAUGGCUGAAGAUGAAGCUAGACACCCUCACCAGACAAAACCUGUCCACACUGCGACAGCAGUACAAAGACUGUUGUAGUGAAAAUCCACAGAACAAGGAGCAAAUCAAAAAGUUAGACGAGCAUAUCUCGAACUGCUCGUUGGGUCCUGAGCACUUUUUCAGAGAGCUUGGACAGGUUUAUGAGUGUGCUUGCUCCCUUCCACAAGAUGACCUAGCGAGACAACGAGUCCAGAAUUUUCCUGGUCUGUGUGCUCAGAUGCUUCUGGAUGGAUUUCCAGUGGAGCUGGUGGAUGGAGAUGCUUCAAACAUCCCAAUGAAGUGGAUAUCAGCGGUCCUGACUGAGCUGCAUCAGCUGGUGGACACCAAGAGCAGGAUCCUGGUGUUGACUGUGCUGGGGGUGCAGAGCACUGGGAAGUCCACCCUUCUCAACACCAUGUUUGGGGUGCAGUUUGCUGUCAGCAGUGGACGAUGCACCAGAGGAGCCUUCAUGCUGCUGAUGGAGGUCUCUGAGGAACUCAGACCGGCGCUAAACUCUGACUUCAUCAUGGUCAUAGACACAGAGGGUCUAAAAUCAGCUGAGCUGGCAGCAUUGGACACAAGCUAUGAACACGACAACGAACUUGCUACCCUGGUGAUAGGGCUCAGUGACAUCACCAUGAUCAAUGUUGCCAUGGAGAACAACCAAGAGAUGAAAGAUGUUCUACAGAUUGCGGUCCAUGCCUUUCUGAGGAUGAAGGAGGUUGGGAAGAAGCCCAUAUGUCUGUUUGUGCAUCAGAAUGUGUCAGACAUGUCUGCUCAUGACAAAAACAUGAGAGAUCGGAAUAAGCUGGUGGAGCAGCUCAAUGAGAUGACUCAGGCAGCAGCUAAGAUGGAGAAAAAAGAAGCCAACACAAAGUUCACUGAUGUGAUGAAAUAUGAUCCUGACAAAGACAGUUACUACAUCCCUGGACUUUGGCAUGGAACUCCCCCAAUGGCCCCAGUGAAUACUGGCUACAGUGAAGCUGUGUAUGAACUUAGGGAGAAUUUAAUUGGUCUCUUUAAAUCUGACAAGGAAAUGCGCCACAGAAAUGCAGAAGAGUUUAAGGAAUUGACUGACAGUUUGUGGAAGUCCGUAAAAUUUGAAAACUUCAUCUUCAACUUUAGAAACAGUUUGGUGGCUGAUGCCUACUUGGAUUUAUACACUCACUACAACAAGUGGGAGUGGGCAUUCCAAUCAGAGAUGAACAAAUGGCUCAUUGCCAAGACAACGGUGAUAUCCAAUUUUGGAGUGACUAAAAAGAAUGUCCAAAUCAGUCAAUUACAGACUACACUCAGGGACAUGUUGCAUGAGGCCUCAGUCAAAUUAGAUGGAGAACAGCAGAAGAUUCAGGACAACCUUCAGCAGUACUUUAAGCAAAAUGACAACAAGGUCCAUUUAGUGGAGAAAUACAGACAGGAAUUUUGUACCAGUGCCAAAAAUAUCAGACAACAGACAGAGCAUUCUGUGAGACAAUCUUUAGAGCAAGCUGUUGAAAUCAGAAAAGGUAUGGAAAAGGUGAACACAAUCAAGGACAAGCAAACCGAGACAAUUGAGAGAAAGGUCUUAGAGCUCAUUAAACAAUGUAAAGAAAGAGGCACUGACUUACCUGAGGAUGAGCUAAGGGGGGAAUUUGACAAAAUGUGGACAAAGAGCAUGUCUGAGCUGUCAACUAUUCCUUUACAACAGACAGAUGUUCAUCAGAAUGCUUUUUAUCUAGUGAUGGAAAAUUUGAGUGCAAAGAGUGGACGUGUCUCUGAAAUACUCAGCCAGAUCAAUCUGAAAACUAGUGGACAGGGGAAGUUUACAGUUAAAGAAGACUGGUUUUCAAGCUGGGAUGACAGAGGAAAAAGAAUCCUUAGUGCCAUUAGAUAUGCUGAUAAAACACAUUUCCUUCAAAACAAACAAGAUAUCUGUAAUGACAUGAUAACUGAAUGCCGCAAUCUGGUAAAAGAUCACACUGAUGCCAUGAAGAGAGACAACAUAGAUUACAGUGACACAUACAUCAAAGAGCUUUGCAAAUGUAUUGAUGACAAAAUAACCAGGGACAAGAUUUCUGAUGAGUGUGAAACUUAUCUUAAAAUUCACGUCAUCGGCUUUGCAGCACGUGACUUUCAGAAAGCCCAUGACGAGUUCAGGUCCAACAAUGAUCCGCAAGAGCAUUUAAAACGGUCUAGAGACACAUUUCUUGACUCAUUCUUAGCUCGUUUUCACGAAGAAGACCAAUUUUUGAAGAAAGCUAAACAAUUCAGUGAAGGAUUUCAGUACUAUGUUUCUAAACACCUCGGCCAGGCAAUAGCAAACGAAAUAAAGACAGGUGAUGGGGAAGUGAUCUACAACACACAGACUAACUUCCAGUUUGCAGUUUUAAAACAGCUCCUUGAGGAACAUUCUUUCGAGAAGUACAAGAAAUACACAACAUCAUAUGAGGCAUUUGUGAAGGACUCAAUAAAGCAACACACCAUCCAGAGAAUGUUUACAAGUGGCCGGCUGCCUCAAUUACAGAAACAGCUCCUCUCUGAUAUUGUGAGCAAAAUAAAUCAUGCCAUAUCCAGCCCUGCAGGGGCGGCAGGAAGGGGCAUAAAGGAUUUUAUACAUCAAUUCUGCUCUGCCCUUCAGGAUCAGCUGACAAUCCCAAGAGACGCCUACAACAAAUUUCUGUUUCUCCUUAUUCUCCUUAGUGCUGAUAUGGACCAGUUUACCUCCAACCUCAAAGAGUUCAUCAAGGAUAUGGAGGAGUCUUUAACUCAGGACUACGAACGACGAAUUAGUCAUAAAGAUAUCAUUGUCAGAAUUGAGCAGCUGCCCUCUAAACCCCAUGAUCAGCUCUUCUACUAUGUCAGUGGAUGUGGACACCAGUGUCCCUUCUGUGAGACACCCUGUAAUGCAGGAUGUAGGUCCCAUACAAAACACGAGUCCAGCAUGCACAGACCUGAAGGUCUUGGACGCUAUUCGUGGGUUGAUUCCAAUAAACUAGUGAUAGAGAUAUGCACAACUUUAGUGAUCAGUGAUUGCAAAUUUAAGAAUUUUAGAACAAAAGGAGAAUGGCACCCCUAUAAGCAGUACAGAGAGAUCUACCCAGACUGGGACAUAGCAGGAGAUGCCAGCAGUGAGGCCUCAGACUACUGGAAAUAUGUGAUGAAGGAGUUCAACAAGGAACAGGCUGAAGCUUUCAAGGCAGAACCUGCAGACAUCCCAGAUGAGUGGAAGAGGCUCACAAAAGAAGAUGCACUGAGAGGCCUGAAGAAAACAUUUAACAUGGAGUAGAACAGCAAUGACAACACACGUGCCGUGGUGUCUAUGAAAAGAAAUCACUAAUGAAUCUAAAGAGCAUGAAGGAUAGAGAAGUCUUUAGCUCAGGAGUAUGACAAUAGACAGUCUGGAGUACAACACAAUAGACAGUAAUGGCCUCACUGAGAUACGUAAUUGAGCAGCUGCUCACAAUAAAGAACUUGCAGACAUCCCAUUAUGACUAAAAGAGGCUGAGAGAUUGAGACACUCUGACAGGCCCGAGGAAGCCAUUUAACAUGCAACAGUGCAGAAAUAACAACAGUUUGUAAUUAGUGACAGUGUAAAUAAAAGUUUUGUAAGUAAAUAAUGCUGAGGCGAUGCACAGUUCACAAGUUUGUUUAAAAAAUAGAGCUAUAUAAGAUCGUCUGUCUGCUUUACGGAUCAUGAAGACAAUGAAGGGAGUGGGGUUUUGGGACUUUUGUUUUAUUUGUUUUUUUAAUUAUUUGCUUUUGCUUUCAUCAAAUGAUAAUUCUGCUGAUUUCUUCACUCUGCUUUAUUUUGACAUUUUCCAUAAUCUAUGAGGGUAACGCCCCUUUGCAUGGACCCCUCAGCGUGCUUCAUUGCUUUAGUGUUGAUCCUCAAGAGAUGUUGAAAGACCAGAUGUUUUCUUACGACAGCCUGUUUUAUAGUUUGUUCCAAUCCAUAAGGGAUAUUGAUCUUUUCCUUUUCAUAGAUUAAGUACACACAGUUUUCAAAAAAUAACAAAAAGUCUGUAACAGGCGUGUUCACAUAUUACUCUCUGUAACUACAGUCAGUUCACACAUUUAAUAAACUAAGUUCUUUAUUGAAUACUAAAUCAUAUAGCAAUAACUUAACAAUGUCACUGUGAUUCCGAGGUGUAUGGAUUUAUUCAUAUCAUACUGGAGAGGUAAUUUGAAGUAUGACACAUCUUUAUAUAGGCCUAUUACUCUCUGGAACUACAGGCAAUUCACACAUUUAUUCAUGUUUUUAUUGCAUCAUAUCGUAUAAGUAAUUAGUUGUAACCCUGCGUUGCUCAGAAUCUGAUGUGUAAUAAUCCUGUUGUAUUCAUAUCUAAUGAUCAAAUCAAAACAAUAAUACUGA